AUUCAUAGUCAUAUGAUCAAACAAAAAUGGCGGACUCGUCGGGAAAAGUUACAGGAGUUGAUUCGAAUGCUAUUUAUUAUGAAGUAUCUCCAACGAUUAUAUGUAUUCUCCGCCUAUACAACGUGUUGACGCUACUGAUGGUUCUGAUCUCAUUUACUAUAUGCAUAGUUCAAGGAAUCAAGGAAGAUAGCUCACACUUUCUGCUUGCAAUAAAUCUUUUACUCAGUGGAAUGGUCAGUAUAGUCUGUAAUUGGUGGUACAGAAAGAGUGAAUUGAGUGCAGACAAGUACUGGUACAUAUUCCUGGUGUCGUCGAUCAUCAUCUUCCAGGCCAUAACCACUGACGUCUAUGCCUUCCAUAAAGCCCCUCCCCCCAUCACGCCGCCUCCCACCCACCGCACGUUCCCCACCACCCCCUACACCGGGACCACAAUGACUUGGAGGACCAUAGUAACGCCCACAACCAUGGGACCCACCGUCGGGAAAUAAAGAGGAGGAGGAAAAGGAGUAUUGAAUGACAUGCAUGUGGCAGAGCCUUCGUUUAGGGAAUGGCACAAUCCAACAAUGGCUGGAAAUACAGACUGUGAUACAUAUAUAUUCUCUUUGAACAUUUUGUUAAACAUUCAAAUUUAAAAACGUGCAAAAUUACAUGAACUAUGUUUGUAAAACUAUUUGUUUAUUCAUAAAAUUACACAUGAAAUGUGA
Molecule: messenger RNA, 704 nt
Organism: Mya arenaria
Lineage: Eukaryota; Metazoa; Mollusca; Bivalvia; Myida; Myidae
Exons: 6
Coding region: 27-488 (153 amino acids)
Source: RefSeq, a predicted model, not a curated record